AUGUCUCUCUUUGGUGCCAACAAAGCAGAUGAGGAGCAGAUCAAAAAAGCCUUCCAAUCUCAGGCUUCCACUGCGUCAUCGUCUACCAAUUUACCAAAUAGUGAAUCAACUGGGUCUUUUGCUCACUCAUCUAAUUAUGAAACUGCUUCUGAAAGAGACUCCAUUGAACUCGAAACAUCAAAUGACAAUAACGAAAGAUUCACCGACAGACAGCAACCAGAAAGUGAUAUCACAGACAAUAACUCGAUCAGCACAAUAACAGCUCAGAGCGAGCCUGCUAUCCAGAAGCCGGUGACUAAUCAUGAUGAUGUCGCAAACCCAAGCAGCAAAGGGACCGUGACUAAUUCUGGUUUACAUUCCGACUCUGAUUCAGACACCGACGAGGCCUUGAAAUACACUGGUGAUUCAAGUGAGGAAUUGCCUCAAUUGGGAAAUCUUGAUAGUGCCUUACACAGAGAAAUUUCUAGAAUCUCAAGAGUUAGAACUACCGAAAGAAGACUCUCUGAAGUCAAACAGGCGUUAUCUAAUCAACCAACUGAGGAAACCAGUAUCAAUGAAGAGGCCAUUCCUCUUGAAAAAUUGGACUGGGAUGGACCAAAGGACCCAGAAAAUCCUCAAAAUUGGUCCCCUCUAAAGAAGUGGUUUGUCACAAUGACCACUGCAUUCACAGCUCUCGUGGUUACUUUUGGCUCCUCUCUAUAUACUUGUGGGAUCUUUGAUAUGGUUGAGCGUGGUAUGGCCUCCCAAGAAUUGGCAAUUUCUGGGUUAACGUUCUAUGUUCUUGGGUUAUCAUUUGGCCCUAUGAUUGCUGCUCCUUUAUCAGAAUUGUACGGUAGAAGAAUUGUUUAUUUAACAUCUUUCCCAAUUUCCUUGAUUUUCACCCUUGGUGUUGGGUUUUCCAAAAAAAUCAGAGAAGUUCUUGUGCUUCGUUUCUUUGCUGGUUUAGUUGGAUCUCCUGCUCUUGCUGUCGCCAGUGGUACAAUUGUUGACAUGUGGGCUUUAGACGAAAUUGAAGUCGCUAUGAGUUUCUUCUGUAUGGCUCCAUUUGCUGGUCCAAUUGUUGGUCCAGUUAUUGGUGGCUAUGCCGUGGAAAAGGAAUCUUGGAAAUGGACAAUGUGGAUUGAUUUGUUUUUCGGUGCUGGUCUUUUGCCUUUUUUAACACUUUGUCCAGAAACCUAUAAACCAGUGCUUUUGGAAAAAAGAGCUAAAAAAAGAGGUAUUAAGGUUGCUAAGCCUGAUAUUAACCUUUCCGACUACGUGAAAGAAAUCAUCUCGCUUUACAUCACCAAGCCAUGUGUUAUGUUGGCUGUUGAACCAAUCGUUUUGGUGUUUUCUAUCUGGUCUGCUUUCAUCUUUGCUGUGUUGUUUGGAUUCUUUGAAGCUUAUCCAGUGAUUUUCAGGGGCGUUUAUAAGAUGAGUCUUGGUAACUCUGGCUUGCCAUUCCUUGGUAUUGGUGUUGGUUUAGUUUUCGGUAUGCUUUUAUACUUGUACUUGGUCAAAUGUGUUUUCUGGAAGAAAAAUGAAGACGGAUCUUCUCCUCUUUUCAAAAAUGGCGUCUUUAGUCCUCCAGUACCAGAAACUCGUUUAUUGCCAGCCAAGAUCGGUGCCAUCUUUUUGCCAAUUGGCUUAUUCUGGGUUGGAUGGAGUGGUCGUGAAUCUGUGCACUGGAUUGUCCCAAUUAUUGGCGGGGUUCCAUUUGGGUUUGGUUUGAUUCUUAUUUUCUUUAGUACCAUCACAUACUUCUCCCUUUCGUACCCACCAAUUUCUGUGGCUUCUGCCAUCGCUGCUAACAACUUCUUGCGUUAUAUCUUGGCAUCUGUUUUCCCUUUAUUCACCGUUCAAAUGUAUGAAAAUGUUCAUAUUGGCUGGGCUUCAUCAAUCUUUGCCUUCAUCGCUGUCGCUAUGGUUCCUAUCCCAUGGGUUUUCGCCAAAUACGGUCCAAAGCUAAGAGCAGGUUCCCGCUUCAGUUACGCUGCGGUGAUGAAACAGAAAGCGGCUGAAGCUGCUAAAGAAGCGGCUGAAGCCCAAGAAUUGAACAGAUUGGAAAAACAAUUGACCAGAAAAUCGGAGAAAGUUGGUGGUCCAGUGGCUGCAGAACAAGUUUAA
This is a messenger RNA of Saccharomycopsis crataegensis, 2106 nucleotides long. Its product is annotated as Tpo4 protein. Gene Ontology annotation, molecular function: spermidine transmembrane transporter activity; spermine transmembrane transporter activity. Gene Ontology annotation, biological process: spermine transport; spermidine transport; transmembrane transport. The transcript has a single exon. The coding region runs from base 1 to 2106 and encodes 701 amino acids. NCBI's taxonomy places the organism in Eukaryota, Fungi, Ascomycota, Saccharomycetes, Ascoideales, Saccharomycopsidaceae. The record is from RefSeq and is a predicted model, not a curated record. Gene Ontology annotation, cellular component: plasma membrane.